Phycodurus eques (leafy seadragon) is the source of this 1525-nucleotide messenger RNA. Its product is annotated as proton-coupled zinc antiporter SLC30A2-like. NCBI's taxonomy places the organism in Eukaryota, Metazoa, Chordata, Actinopteri, Syngnathiformes, Syngnathidae. The record is from RefSeq and is a predicted model, not a curated record. Gene Ontology annotation, biological process: zinc ion transmembrane transport; response to zinc ion. The transcript is spliced from 8 exons. The coding region runs from base 46 to 1116 and encodes 356 amino acids. Gene Ontology annotation, cellular component: plasma membrane. Gene Ontology annotation, molecular function: zinc ion transmembrane transporter activity.
UCACAGAUAACGUGAGAGGGAACAGGUUGCACUUUUCCCAGUUCAAUGGCUGCCGAGUCGGAGAAGCAACUCUUGCUGGAGUCUCUUUCCUGUUCAGAGUCUGACGGCGGGGAAGACGUGGACUGGUACUGCGGUGAUGGCGGCGAGCUGGUGGACGCGAGGGAGAGCGGCGAGAGGCGUCUGGCCAGGAAAAGACUCCUGGUCGCCUUGGUCAUCAGCUUCGUCUUCAUGGUGGCGGAGGUAGUCGGGGGCUACGCCGCGCACAGUCUGGCUAUCAUGACGGACGCGGCACAUCUGCUGAGCGACGUGGGCAGCAUCUCGCUGAGCGUCUUCUCUCUUUGGAUCUCAGGACGCACGCCCACUCUCACCCUGACCUUUGGAUGGCAUCGAGCAGAGAUUCUGGGCACGCUUCUGUCUCUGUCGUCCAUCUGGGCGGUGACGGCCGUGUUGGUGUGGUCGGCCGCUCUGAGGAUCGCCGCCGGCGACUACGACGUCGACGCCGACGUCAUGCUGCUGACUUCGGUCUGCGGCGUGGCCGUCAACAUCCUGAUCCUGCUCAUCCUCCAUCAGUCCGGCGUCUCUCACACCCACAACCACGCCCUUCCCUCCAACCGGCCGCAGAAGCCAGAGGAGCGGCGGGGGCCCGGCCAUCGCCACGGUAACGCCAGCGUGAAGGCCGCUUGCAUCCACGCGGUGGGAGACCUGAUCCAGAGCGUGGGCGUACUGCUGGCGGCCGCCAUCAUCCACUUCUGGCCUGAGUGUAAGGCGGCCGACCCGAUCUGCACGCUGCUCUUCUCUCUCGUAGUCAUGUGGACCACCUUUCCCACCGCCAGGGACGUCAUCAGAGUUCUGAUGGACGGCGCGCCUCCUGGCAUCAGCGUCGCCUCCGUGCGGGACGCCCUGCUGUCCGUGCGAGGUGCGUCGUCGCUCCACCGCCUUCACGUGUGGAGCCUGGACAUGACACACUCGCUGCUUUGUGUGCACAUCACUGCAGAAGACGGUGCGGAUCCACACGUCAUCCUCAAGAGGGCCACAAAGCUCCUGCGCUCCCAUUUUGGCUUCACUGCUGUCACGAUCCAAGUGGAACCUUCCGGAACCUCGCGAGACAACGCAUGAUGAACAGGAGUGCAGGUGGACAGUUUUUUUUUUUUUUUUUUUUUUUUUGGUCAACGUCUUCUGCCCGUUAGGAGAAAUGUGUGGGAAAUUGACACUGGACACUCAAAUGCUAAUUGUAGCACAAUAGGGCAGCCAAAGACUGGAAAGCACAGACACCGUCGUGAAAACAAGCGGCUACGUAGCAGUAAUAGUUCUCAUCAUAGGCAAUGCAUGGACUUUAGGGAAAAGUCACAACUUUGCUCAUUUCAUAACUGAUUUUCAUGAAGUUCAGUUUCAGAUAAAGACAAGUCUUUGAGUAGUAUUUUAUUUUUAAAUCAAUGUAUCUGAAAAAAAUACUUGCUUUGGGUUUGAUUUUUGUUCUUUUUUUUCUGAUGCAAAAGAAUAAAUAAAAUAAAAAUAGGAAAACGUU